This is a messenger RNA of Caenorhabditis auriculariae, 2383 nucleotides long. The record is from the annotation of a GenBank genome assembly. Lineage: Eukaryota; Metazoa; Nematoda; Chromadorea; Rhabditida; Rhabditidae.
AUGGCCUCUCUCGCUUUAAAAACCGUAGCUCGUUUGGCCCAAGCAGGUCGCACAGUCCGAGCUAUAUCUACCACUGUGCCGGCUGCUAGUGGACAUGACGACAUCAUGGAAAAGUGGCCUGCUGACAGUAAUUAUUUUUUUCAAUCUGUUAUAUCAUAAAAACGUUUCAGAGUUUGACAAACAUUUCAUCGAUUAUCUUAGCCGGCCAGAGAUCGACGGCUGGGAAGUAAGAAAAGGUUCGUACUGAUAAAAAGUAUUUUCGCUUCACGAAACUUUUAAGCUCUUACGGAGCUUCAUGACUACGACGUCAUCCCCGACCCCAAGGUCGUAGAGGCUGCUCUUCGUGCGUGUCGUCGCGUGAAUGACUACGCUCUGACGCUCAGAUUCUUGGAAGCUCUGAAGAUCAAGUGCGGCACUCAGAAAAACCGCGAAACAAUUUACCCAUACAUCAUUCAGCAGGUGUGAUUCAUCUCAUUCAGUCUUAGUUUGAGAUUAAUUUGUUUACUUACACGUGUUAGUUUUCAGAUUCAGUAAAAAGCAUAAUAACUCAGUUCAAUAACAUAUAUUCAAGCUUUUUUUUCCAUUUUUUAUAGAAUCACUAAAAUAAAUAGUAGAUUAUCAAUUGUUAUUUCAAAGGUGAAACCAGUCCUCGACGAGCUUGGCAUCUCCACGCCAGAAGAGCUUGGUUACGAUAAGCCGGAACUUUUCAUUCCACAACCGGAAUAUUGGUGGGAAAAGAAAUGGUGAGUUGAAAUAUUCAGCUCUUCUUUUUAUUAAAUCUUCUCUGUGAUAAAAAAAUAUGAUACGAUUAGAUCUUUUUUUCAUAAGUUUUUAUAAAUUUAUUUUUGGUCGUAGAAGAAACAGUUAUUCCGAUUGCUGAUUUAUUUUUAUAUAUCAAAAAAAAAGUUAAGAGAUUCAUACUCACCGCGUGGUUCUUAUUUUAUUAUGCUAAAUCUUUCAAAAUAUAAUCAAUUCAUAAGAUUUUUUUAACCGGUUAUCAAUCAAAUGUUCAGCAUUUAGCUUUGAAUCAGUGAAACAAAAUUUGCAGUUAAUCAAAAAAACAAGGUGAAAAAAACGUAAUCUUUUUCAUGGUUUUUUUAAAAUUUUUUUAUUUUGGAAAGUUUGAUUUCGAUUAACGAAGGUAUCACAAAAAAAAGUAUAUUCAAGAAAAUCAGGCUUCAAAAAUCUUCAAAUAAGUUAAAAAAACUUAUGGAUUCGUGAUAAUUAAGCUCACAUUUUUGAGCCCCUCUACUAGGAAAAGUUUUUUUCGCUGGAAAAUUGAAGCCUUUUGCAAUGAAGGGAAAAUUAUUUUCCAAAAUUUGGUUGAAAUACGAAAAAUAUUUUAAUUAGUCUUUUUCACACGGAAUUUGUUUUUUCCCUAUCCGAAUCUUCUCUAAUUCCUUGUUACAUCAGAUAACGUCGAAAUCAAUGAUAUCCUAGUGUCUUUUAGGGUUUUUCUGUUCUCAGUAAAAUGGCGGAAAAUCAUUGCAUAAGGCCUCUAACAAGUGGGAUCAUUUUACUUUGCGGUUGAGAUUUUUCUGAAAACUGGCCAGAACACUCCUUGAUGUAAUAAAAAAAAGAUUCUGAAAGUUUCAAUUUACUCAACUUUCUCGUUUUUGAGAAAAGACACCUCAAAGUUAAGGAAAACCUCAAAAUCUAUUAAAAAGGCCGUUUUGGGGCUUUAGAAACUUUUUUUCUUUUGAAAAGUAGGAAGUUGUGCAGCUUGAGACUUUAAGGAAUUUUGUCUGGUGAAACAAGGAGUUUUCUGGCCGAUUUUUAUGAUAUCCCAACCACAAAGUAACAGGAUUUCCCUUGUACAGAAAAAAAAAAUGAGAAGCGAAAGUUCACUCCACGGAUAACAUUCUAGAGAUUGAAUCGUUGCUUUUUCUCUAUGUUCUUUAAUACUAAUUAUUAAAUUGAUAUACAUAUAUCAUAAACGUAAAAACCGAAAGAAGCUCGAAUCGAAUCUCUUUGAGUUUGCUCCUCAAAUGACUUUUUCUGCUUCUAGUUUUAAUUUUCCCAAUAUAAAAUACUGCCAAAAAUGAGCUCAUAACGACAAGGAAUGACGAAAUUGCUCAACCCCCUAGAAUUAACUUUUGGAAAAGGAAGUUUCGAAAAUCGAUUCGAUAAAAAAAAAACCUGCGAAAAUUCAACUUCGUAUUUUGCUCGAUAGAAUCCGUACUUUGACCGUGGACACAUUUUAAUAUUUUGGUCGAACUCUUUUGAAAAGUUUUCAUCAGAUAUAUAUAGAAUUUUUAAAGAUUUCUUUACUUAUCAACGAUAAUUUUUUUUAUAAACAAUUUAAAAAAAACGCAUAAAUUCUUGAUUUUUUUUCAGGUACGCCGACUACGGAAUGGAUAAGAAACCAAACUUCCAAAUUUAA